GCCAGGCGGGUCGGUGCACGGGCGGUCGGAGAGGAAGCCGAGGCGGCAGCGGACGCGGGCACGGACGACCUCGCUCGGCUCCACCGGCUGCUUCCCAAAUGGCAACAACGGACGACCAACGGAAACCGGCGGAUGUCGACGUCGCCGCGCUGUCGACGCGCCACGGCAGCAGCAGCAGCAGCAGCAACAACAACAACAAUAACAACAACAACAAUAACAACAAAGACAGCGAGGCGGGCGAGAGUGCGACCACGGCCGCCGCCAGUCCGACGGAACCCGGCGGGACGGCGACGCAGAGCCUCGGUAACGGCUCUGUCAUCAACCCCGCCGGGGGGAACAACGGCAAGUGGGUCCGGCUGAACGUCGGCGGCACGGUGUUCCUCACGACGCGGCAAACCCUCCUCAAAGAGCAAACUUCGUUCCUCUACCGGCUCUGCCAGCAACAGGACCUGCACUCAGACACGGACGAGACAGGAGCCUAUGUGAUCGACAGAGAUCCCACUUACUUCGGUCCUAUCCUCAACUACCUGCGGCAUGGCAAGCUGGUGUACAACAAGGAGCUGGCAGAGGAAGGCGUCCUGGAGGAGGCCGAGUUCUACAACAUCACCCCGCUGAUCAAACUGAUAAAGGAGAGGAUCGUGGAGAGGGACUCCAAGGCCACACAGCAGGUGCCCCCCAAGCACGUGUACCGGGUGCUGCAGUGCCAGGAGGAGGAGCUGACCCAGAUGGUCUCCACCAUGUCGGACGGCUGGAAGUUUGAGCAGGUCAGCGUGCGCGCCUGCAGAAAGCCCCGCACCGGACUGCUCUGGACUAUGGUAAACAUCGGCUCAUCGUACAGCUACGGGACGGAGGAUCAGGCCGAGUUCCUGUGUGUCGUAUCCAAGGAGCUUCACACACCUGGGUCUGGCCUGGGCACUGAGCAGAGCCACAAAACCAAGGCAUCGGAGAUGCAGGAGGAGGAAGCAGCGAAGGAUGAGGAGGAGGAGGAGGGAGGGAGAGAUACCACACCAAAUGAGUGGCUUAGAGAAUGAGAGAAUCAUGUUUCAUUGUUCCAAAGAGAGGCGGGAAUGGCUUUUCCAGAUCCAUGGGUCCCGGAUGUAGAAAAGAGAAGAACUUUCUUUAGAUUAUUUUAUUUUGUCUUAUUUUGACAUCCUGUACAUGAUGUAUUUCUGUGUUGAGUCAAUGGACAGUCACCAAAAUGGAUUUGUAGCAUUAUGAAAUGUUUACUGAUAAAAAAAAAACAAAAAAAAAACAACGCCAGUCUCAAAAAUAACCAAAUGACAAAAAUAUGAAAUCACAGUUACUUGCAGCAAUAUGUACAAAAAUACAUUUUAGUGAAACUCAUUUUAUCAGUGUGGGGAGAAAAAAAACUGUUUGGUAUUAGAAAUUCAUGUGUCGGUGUAUAAACCUUUUCUGCCAAGGGCGGUAGUGAAGCUUAGUAACUUCUGACCAAAGAUUCAAAGCAAAGCUGGCCGAACCAAGGUGCUGAACCCAAAUGUGACAAAGAAUUGAAAACCCACCCAGAGGAAAUUUGAAUUCUACUUUCGUCUCUGUUAGCCUGCGUUCACAGUGUGAGCAACUUCACUGACCAACAGCUCUUUUCCGACUGAUUGUUAGCAGGGUGACAGACUCCGGUUUCAUCAGCUGCAGAGUUGGGAACAGGCAAAUCUGAAGUUUUUGCUGCUCUGGAAUUGCCUUUGAUAGUGUUGCAUCAUUUUCAUGAAGUUGCUGCCAAGUGCUGAUUACGUAGCAGCCGUUGAAAAGGCCAAAAAAAAUGAAUUCCACUAGCCUUUUCCAAGUUUAGAAAAUUAAACUAGGUGAAAGUGGUAGACAGCUGGAAACAAAAUGGAAGACAAGGAAGCCCAGGAUUCUGAUUUGCUGUUUGGCUGAUUGCAAAAUUAAAAGCCGUGGUGACAAACAUGGGUGGCCAUAACACUAAAAAUGUCCUUACACGUCACAUAUGCAGCUGGAACAUCAUGAACAGAUGUAAUUUCUUGUAGAAUAUUAUUUUGACCAAUAAAGACCCAUGAAACGUGUUUAAUUUCCAUACUGACCCGCACACUGACAUCACUUUUAAUUUCCCCCGCUCUCAGAGUAAAUGCAGGUUUCUGUCCGUGGAGAUGAGUGUAGGUAACUGCAGGUAAAAGUUAUAUGAUAAUUAUAACACAGAGAUUAAAUAAGCGUUCUUUACUGGUCACUCCACAGAAAGUGAGUGGAAAUGCACUUCCUGUGACUUGUUGAUCGUGUUGCUCACAGUGUGAACGCAGAUAUAAACUGAUUUGUUGUCCUCAUGCCGGGGCCUCGCAGGUAUCGGGUCCUAAAUAACCAUCACAACCGUAAAACCGUCCAAGAACCGCUCUGGAAAAUCAGCAAUACGUGUUGUUGAGUCGCCUCAUUUUGUUGGUUAGGUCGGUUUCAGAUGAGGAACGUCGAAAUAAUCCGUGCAUCCAUAUUGUAGCUGGAUAAAGAAAAGACAAGGUGAUCGAUCAGCUGGUGUCGCUGUGUGUCAUAUCCUGUCAGGGGGUGGUCACUUUGCACAGGGUGUGAGGGUGCAGCCAGACUUUCAGACACACAGUCGCCAACGAGCUGACAGCAAGGGGCAGCCAGCACACACACACACACACACACUCACUGUAUCAAGCAAAAACACACUCUGCACUGCAGUUUGCCCCACACAUACCCCACAAUCGACCAUGCACAGAUACACACACCCACCCACAUCGCUUCAUGCCGGGACACGCGUGAUCCCUAAGGUGCUUGCAUGUUCAGCAGCAGCCUUGCCUCAGUCCGUCACCCUGAACAGGAUCCAGAGAAAGAGAGAAAGAGAGAACUGGAGUGUGUGGGCGAGGUGUCAAAGUGAGGAGAGGAAGGUGAAGGUGAAAAAGAAAGAGUGGGGUGUCUGUUGGUGUAGUUACAUCAGGCAGUAAAACAUCCUGUCCUAAGUUGUAUUUCCCAACUUAUUGUCCCUACAGAGGACAGGACCGCCGCAGAUUUAAUGACUUUCUGUUGUGUGCAGCGCACUUAAUCACAAAAAAGGCUUUAUAAAGGGGCGUUAACUCAUCUGUGACCUUUAUUAACCUUUACAGGCAACAAGUAGGAAUGGCAGCCUCAGGAGGAUUUGUGUCCUCCUGAGCAAAGUCUCCCACCUGCUUGAAUUACAGCAGCCGGUAACUCAAAAUCACAUUUCUAACAUAAAAGAGCAGUAAGAUGGCUAAUCAGAGAGCCAACUGAAAUGCCUGGUAAAGAUGUAAUACAUAAGAAUAAUAAUGAUGAGGAGAAGAGAGGAAGACUGUGUUAUUUGCUUUUCUGGUUUGAACAUGAAGUUUUUGAGCCUUAGUCGCUGAAAAUGUGUCACUGCAGGGGAGUGAAACUCCAGUGGACGAGGAGUUUUUGUUCCUGAGCUGUCCAGGCUGGAAAGAGAGUUUGAGAGCCAGAAAUGUCAGCACCUGGCCAAGUGAUCGUUGAAUCACUGCUACGAAUCAAUAACCCUGUCGACCCCCUGUGGAUUUGUCAUUAUUUUGUGUUGUUGGGCCGUAAAAGUCUUACUCUUGUGUUUGUGGGUCUGGCAGCUUGGAGUCCAGCAGCCUGUUUGUUUAUUAUUUGCUCUUAUGCAAGCAGCCUGGUGGCGUUCAGCUCGUGUGACGGGGGUGUGUGAGCCUCUGCUGCCAAACAGCAGCCUGGUCAGCUGGCUGCUGCUGUGAAAUUAACCUGGUGUCUAUUUAUCAGAUUUGUGUUUGUCAUACAAACAUUUCUUCAUGGCAGAAGUUUCCUUGUUGGUUGAGUUGAAGCUCAGUGAACACAGAGGCACAGAUUUUCUUUGUGUUCAGACUGAAAUCCAGUGAAAAAGGCAGAUAUUAUGAGGUUUUCCACUCUUGCUUAUAAUAGAAAAAAACCUCCCAGCCAUACAGGUUAGGCUAAUCCUACCUGUUAGAACAACACUGCAUGUGAGGCAGGCGCUGAAAGGGAGAAGGAGAUGAUUUUCAUGCAGACACUUUCUGAAAACAAGCCCCAAAAUGCAACAUUUACUCUCAAUGUUUUAUAGUGACGUCAGGAAAAAGAGAAGGAGCCGGCUUGGCAGCAGGUAAAAAUUGUGGUUCUCUGGCUGCACCUUUUAUUUUAUGCUCUUCUCUCAAUCUAUGAGAUUAUUUCUGCCUUUGACACGUUUGUCUUGGUAAGGGAUUUUUUUUUUUUUUUUUUUUUUUUUUUUUAUAUCAGCUGUCAGCACGCCCUGUGCUGCUGCUGCCCCCUGCUGGUCAGCUGUGUGUCUGACAGCCUGCAGGAAACCCACUGAACAACACAAUGGAAACACACUCCGUGUCCUCCGACUGUUUAUAGAGGCAAUAGGCAAUCAGUUAGGAUGAGAGACAAUCUAGGAUUAAGAUUAAGGCUUAGUACCUUUUUUUAAAACUCUGAAACUGUUUGAUAAUUUUAGAAAAAUGAAAGAAAUUAGCUGCAGGUACAAUAUGGGGAGUGUGUGGGUGAGAGAGAGAGAGAGAGAAUGACUCCCAUCUAAGGCGUAAACAAAUAUUCUGGGACUUUAGGAUACUAGCAAUACAUUAAUGUACAAGCUGGAUUAUCAGAACAGUAAACAAAGCUAGAGAAUAGUGACGGUAAAGUCAUUUGCUUAUGAUAAUCUGAUUUUUUUUAGAGAAUAGACAGUGAUGUAAGCACUACUAAGAAGAGGCUGUAGAGAGAUGGGAUCGUGUUUUAUUUUUAUGUCAGUUUAUUUUUGUGUAUCUGGUGACAUGGAUCAUUCGGUGCCUUGAUUUCAAGCAGCAAAAAAAAAAAGAAAGAAAAAAUAAAAGAAAUGCCAUAGGCAGGCAUGUGAAAAUG
This is a messenger RNA of Myripristis murdjan (pinecone soldierfish), 4833 nucleotides long. RefSeq names its product potassium channel tetramerization domain containing 17 (gene kctd17). Gene Ontology annotation, molecular function: cullin family protein binding. Gene Ontology annotation, cellular component: cytoplasm; Cul3-RING ubiquitin ligase complex. Bases 99 to 1031 code for a protein of 310 amino acids. Gene Ontology annotation, biological process: protein homooligomerization; proteasome-mediated ubiquitin-dependent protein catabolic process. The transcript has 7 exons. NCBI's taxonomy places the organism in Eukaryota, Metazoa, Chordata, Actinopteri, Holocentriformes, Holocentridae. The record is from RefSeq and is a predicted model, not a curated record.